AUGGCCGACAGCACCAACCACCACCACCACCUCGGAGGCGCGUCGACGAGCGGCGGCGGAGGCGGAGACGACGGCGGCGGCGGCGGGGGUUGGUCGAGGGAGCAGGCGGAGAGGCUGCUCCCGAUCGCAAACGUGGGGCGGAUAAUGAAACAGAUCCUGCCGCCGAACGCCAAGGUGUCGAAGGAGGCGAAGGAGACGAUGCAGGAGUGCGUGUCGGAGUUCAUCAGCUUCGUCACCAGCGAGGCGUCGGAGAAGUGCCGGAAGGAGCGGCGGAAGACGGUCAACGGCGACGAUGUUUGCUGGGCGAUGGGGUCGCUGGGGUUCGACGACUACGCAGCUCCUCUCCGGCGGUACUUGCAUCGGUAUAGGGAGGUGGAAGGGGAGAGAUCGACGGCUGGGGGAAGUGGCAAUAACAAUCAGGGCGGCGGCGGAGGAGGAGGAGGAGGAGGAGGAGGGCGGCGGUAUGAACAUGAUGAUGAUCCCGCCGGCGGCGGCGGAGGGCCUAGUUCGUUCAAGUUUGAUGGGAUUUGA
Linum tenue is the source of this 531-nucleotide messenger RNA. The record is from the annotation of a GenBank genome assembly. NCBI's taxonomy places the organism in Eukaryota, Viridiplantae, Streptophyta, Magnoliopsida, Malpighiales, Linaceae.